This is a messenger RNA of Closterium sp. NIES-65, 702 nucleotides long. The record is from the annotation of a GenBank genome assembly. Lineage: Eukaryota; Viridiplantae; Streptophyta; Zygnematophyceae; Desmidiales; Closteriaceae.
AUGGGCGCCUAUCUCUAUGGGCGCCUAUCUCUAGGGGCGCCUAUCUCUAUGGGCGCCUAUCUCUAUGGGCGCCUAUCUCUAGGGGCGCCUAUCUCUAGGGGCGCCUAUCUCUAUGGGCGCCUAUCUCUAUGGGCGCCUAUCUCUAUGGGCGCCUAUCUCUAUGGGCGCCUAUCUCUAGGAGCGCCUAUCUCUAGGGGCGCAUAUCUCUAUGGGCGCCAAUCUCUAGGGGCACCUAUCUCUAUGGGGGCGCCUAUCUCUAGGGGCGCCUAUCUCUAUGGGCGCCUAUCUCUAUGGGCGCCUAUCUCUAUGGGCGCCUAUCUCUAUGGGCGCCUAUCUCUAUGGGCGCCUAUCUCUAUGGGCGCCUAUCUCUAUGGGCGCCUAUCUCUAUGGGCGCCUAUCUCUAUGGGCGCCUAUCUCUAUGGGCGCCUAUCUCUAGGGGUGCCUAUCUCUGGGCGCAUAUCUCUAUGGGCGCCAAUCUCUAGGGGCACCUAUCUGGGCGCCUAUCUCUAUGGGCGCCUAUCUCUAGGGGCGGCUAUCUCUAUGGGCGUCUAUCUCAAGGGGCGCCUAUCUCUAGGGGUGCCUAUCUCUAUGGGCGCCUAUCUCUAUGGGCGCCUCUCUUUAGGGGCGCCAAUCUCUAGAGGCGCCUAUCUCUAUGGUCGCCCAUCUCUAGGGGCGCCUACCUCUAGGGGCACCUAUCUCUAG